Messenger RNA from Podarcis lilfordi (Lilford's wall lizard), 37379 nucleotides. Lineage: Eukaryota; Metazoa; Chordata; Lepidosauria; Squamata; Lacertidae. The record is from the annotation of a GenBank genome assembly.
AUGUCUGAGUCGAGCGCGCUUCCGAGUUUCUUACGUGACUUUUUAAGGCUUUGCAGGGUCAGCUACACGUGUGUCUCGGAGGCAAGCGGCGCGCUGCUCCUCCUGCCCACGGGGGGCGGGGCUCGCCUUCUCCCCCACGGAGAGGUCAGAGGCUGGACUCGCUUCGGCCAAAGGGAACAUAAUGAAAUACUGUUUCAACGCAUUAGAUGAAGUGUUUGUUUUUUAAAACCUGCAUCUUCGUACUUUAUACCACAGUAGACAAAGCAUUUUUAAAGUAAAAUUAAAGGUUACUCUUCUAGUACAACCUAAUUUUCAGUCAGGGAUAGAAUUCCAGGGUUCAUUUCAUAUAUUUAGUGCAUGUAUUAUGGUGCAUAACUGAUUUAUCUUUAUAGUGUGUAUUGAUUUACCGCUUGUAAUAACGAGAAGAUUGUAGCGCGUAACUGACUUAUGUACUUUGUUAUUUGCGCCAUUGAACUGCAUGGAGCAAUUCAAUCAAUAAACGCUAAAUAAUUUCGCAACUAAAUCGAAGUUGCGGCGAAGUGAUUCCCUCGUCCUGCCGCCUCCGGGCGCCUGGCCAGCCGCUCUCCGGAGUCCAGCACCGGCCGCACCUUCGCGGCUCUCGCCACGGCCCUCGGGCGGCGCAACUUCAGCGCCCGCGCUACUCGGAAGCGGAAACACCGCCCCCGGGCUCUCUGCGCGCGCAGCCCUCAAAAAAAGAGCUGUUAAACUCGGGGCGGGGCUUCCGUUCCGAUUUCGGCGAAGCUCGUCGAACUGCCCCGCCCCUCUCUUGGGACUCUCGCGAGAUUUUGUUCCCUUAUGAAAAGCGGGCCGGUGUGAGAAGAGACGCUCUAGGAAGAGACGAUAGAGAGGGACCUGUGAGGCGGCAUCCGGGCGAGAAGGUGGUCUUCUUCUCCCGUUCAAAAUCCUGGGGCGAGGAGACCCUCGGGGCUCCCUCAGCUCUGUGCUUGUUUGCUUUGUAUGAUUUUAUCGUGGUUUUUCUUUUAAAAAAUGAGACUUAUUUUCUUUUUGAACUCCCCGUUUGAAUAUGUUUAGCGCCACCUGGAUGUUAGAUUAUAUUAUUACACAUAUAUUUUGAACAUGAGGGUGUGGGCAAAGCAGGUUACGUUAUCUCCACCUGUAUUAAAAAAGCACACACGCAUCACUGUAAAUAUAUACAGUAUAUAUAUGUGUGUGUGUGUGUGUGUGUGUGUAUGCAUAUCUGUAUUUUUAUCUACACACACACAGUCUUGAGAUUCCUACAUUGCAGUGGUUGGACUAAAUGACCCUCGAGGUCCCGUCCAACUCUACAGUUUUACUUAAUUUUACUUAUAUAUAGUAAUGUUAUAUGGCACCUAUUUUAUUAACUAUGUUGGUAAUGUAACUAUCGGGUGCUGAGUACUGUAUUGUCACUGACUUGUUAAAAAUAUUACUUAGGCUGCAGCCCCUGCUCACCUGGGUUCAAAGGAUUUAACUUCUGGGUAGGCGUGGUUAGGAUGGUGCUGCAAGAAACGUGUUAAAGCGGGAAUUGCCGUAUUUUUCGCUCUAUAAGACGCACCAGACCACAAGACGCACCUAGUUUUUAGAGGAGGAAAACAAGAAAAAAAUAUUCUGAAUCUCAGAAGCCAGAACAGCAAGAGGGAUUGCUAGGCAGUGAAAGCAGCGAUCCCUCUUGCUGUUCUGGCUUCUGGGAUAGCUGCGCAGCCUGCAUUCGCUCCAUAAGACGCACACACAUUUCCCCUUACUUUUUAGGAGGGAAAAAGUGAGUCUUAUAGAGCAAAAAAUACGGUAGACAAAUUCAUGGAUGAUACAGUGGCAGCUACAGUGGAGUUUGUGGAGGGCUGUGUUGAGUGGCAGUUUAGUAGGGUCAGUUUGGUUGGAGAGGGCAGUUGCCUUCAUUAUUAUUUAUUAAAUUCGUGCCUUUAAGCUGUGCUUAUAUUAAGGGGAAUAUGGGAACAUGGAGAAUGUAUAUCAAUAGCAGUUUAUAUUAUUAUUAUUAUUACCGUAUUUAUUAAAUUAAUGCAUAGCUACUGGCCUGCCUGUUCCAGCAAUGUUUAUAUGUUACGACUAUUAUGUGUAAUACAGUGGAAGGUCUCCAUUUAAUGGGAUUAAUGAUUUAUGGUAUAAUCCUAACUAUGUCUCUUCAGAAAUAUAUCCUGUUGAAUUCAAUGGCACGUACUCCCAAGUGAGCAGUGUUAGCCUGCAGCCCUGGUAGUUAUCCAUAUAAUUUCUACUGAGCAACUUUCAUAUUCAAAGGGUUGCAGUGUUUGAUUGUUAUUUAAAGUGUUUAUUAACUAUUGAGGGGAAAUUGUCUAUAUAUUUUUCUUUCAAAAAUAAUUUUCUCCUCCCUGUAAUCCAUAGAUGGGAUACUUGCAGCUUUUGAUGGUGGAAAAUUUCAAAUCAUGGCAAGGGAAACAAUGCAUAGGACCGUUCAAGAAAUUCACAUGUGUCAUUGGUCCCAAUGGUUCAGGUAACGUGAACAAUUCAGACAGGCUUCUCUCCUGUUUAUCCUGUGUAUUAUUUGUUGUCUGUGAUGUACCAAGCAAGAUUUAUUGUAUGCUACUUUGAAUGUUAAAAGGUGGCUCACAAAUGGUUUUAAUGAAAUACAUUUUUAAAAAUUGAUUUGGUCGAAUGUACCGGUAGUUCUGCCUACCCAAAUUGAUUAAUCUAUAUUAAUAUAACCCAUUGUAAACUAAGCUGAAUAAACUAGCCCUCUAGGGAAAGUUUGCAGAAGGUUUCUCAGUUUGUGAGACAAUGGCUGUUACUCAAAUAUCAAGCUUUGAAAAGCCUUUAGCCCCCACCAAUAAUGCCUUUGAGGAUCUUUCCAUUCUUACCCCAAUAUAGAAUUCUUCAUAUCCAGUAUGAUAUACCUGCUAAGUCUGUAGGUGGCAUAUGCAUGGCUGAGGUUGCAAUGUUUAAUCUUCUGAGUUCUUCCGAGGUAUCCUCUGUGCUUUUCUCCCUUUUUUCACUGGAACUACUCUGUGACCCUUACUUUCCUCCCCAUAUGCUAUGCUUAAAUUCUGUUUUAAGCAUAAACGAGCUGUCUUAUAUACUUAAAUUCAUAUUAAAAAUAGAAAGUAAAAUACAAGCUUAUUCAACCUUAAUUACUGAGGUAAUACUUCAUUUUAUGUUGUAGAGAGAGAAAGUGGGGCUCAAAAAGAGGAGUUAACUUACAGCUGAGUAAGCUUAUAGGUGGCUUUCAUUUCAAAAUGUUUUAGAAGAGAUAGUUCCUGUCUCUUCUAAGAUGGUACCUGCUAUGGCAGGUUUUUAUAUGUUACAGAAAAAUAAUACAUGUUUUUUCCCUUACGAAUUAUUAUUAAAAUUAAUUUAUCAUUAAUUUUUAUAAUAGUGCUGAAGGAAAAAAACUCUUAUAUAAUAUAAUUACCCUAUAAAUUACCAAACCAAGACUUGGGGGUAUGUGGUAAUGAUUUCAAUGUUUUCUACAGUGAAGUCUUUGCUGUUUGUGCUUACGGUUAUCAGAAACUAGUAAAAUCCUAUGUUGUACUCCUAAUCUUCAAGACUAAAUUAGGGGAAAGAAAAGAGUAUAAUUUAAUAUUAAAAUUAGGCAUCUAUCAGUGUCAUAUCAAUGAAGCAGUUUUAUGGGGUUUCACGGGUUUCCAACUUUUUUUGGUCAGUAGGCACAUUUGGAAUUUUGAGAGCUCCGGUCACAAAAUGGCUGCUUUGGGCUAUGCAGUGUGGCAUAACAUAAAAUGGCUGCCACAUCUAAAAGAGCAGAAAGAGUACAGCAAAAUGGUACAAGCGUGCCCCUGCACCCCCUAUCAGUGGGGCAAAGGUACCUCUAGCAGCCACAACUGUGCUUGCUCACAAAAAGGCCCUUUUUGCCGAUCUCAUCCAUUCAGAACAGGAGGAAAGUGUCUCCAGCUCUGAAAUUUAAUGAAAUGUGAGUGUGAUUAAGAGAGCAAGCUCAGCACAGGAGAGGUUAGAGAUGUUGAAGGAAAACAAAUAGGAAAAUGGUCAGGGGGGCUCCAUUUUUUUCUGAAAAAAUGGGGGACACCACAUUUUCCACUUUUUUAAUGGACCUUCACAUCUUUACAGUACAUGAACUGGGCAGGAAGAGUGAGCAGACUCGCAUGCAUUGUGGGAUUUGGAAGGGAUGUUCCAUGAGAACUUUAGUGGGUGGUUGAGGAGGCGCUGGCAGGGAGGCAGAGAGACCCCAGCAGGUGUCAUGUUGGUGAUCUCUUGCUUGCACCAGUAUGGUGCCCCACACUCUGUGGGAAUUGCUGUGUGAGGCACUAUUUCAGAAAUUGCCUCCUUAUUUGUGUAUCUAGAGGUAUAAAAAUGUAUUAUAAAGAAGAAACCUGAGUUAUAUAGUCUCCUGUUACCCGUUCUAGUGGUUUUUAGUCAUAAAAGUACAGUGCAAAACUGUUUCAAACUGUAUCUAUGGCUGAUAGCAAAUCUGAUUAAAGUUCAAUAUGGCUUAGUAAAAUGUGCGUAGAAGUGUGUGCUAAAUUGUGGAAUUAUACUAGGUCUGUUUAUAAUCUAACAUAAAAAUAAUGCCUGUGAGUUCAUUCUCACAACUAGGAGAUAAAACAUAGCUGUGGUGAUACACGAGUCAUGAUUCUUUGCCUGGUAUGAAUCAGAUAUUAGUCAGAAGUUUUAUCACACCACACAAUAUUUUAAGCUUUUUUUGUUGUUAUGGUUCAUUUAGUAUUGUUAAUGGUUUUGACAUGCCCUCAAGGUUUCAUAUCAUCAUGUAUACAGCAAGCCUUCAUUGUUAUUCUUGAACUUUGGCUAGGCAAAUGAAAUAGAAGUCAUCAAAUCUGCCUUUCAGCUCUUCAAAAAGUUGGGUUACCCACUAUGGAGUGUGUGAUGAAAAUUAACUUUCAAGCUUGGCUAACCUCAUUAAAUUAUGCCCUUAAAAAAAGAGGAUAGAAAGGAAUCUGAGAAUAACUUCAUUUCCCCCUAAAUUCGGGUAGAUGAUGCCCAACCCAUAGAACCAAGAAACUCUGUUGGACAUGUUUAGACAUACAUACUGUCUAAAGUUUAGUACAGACUGUCAAGGCCGUGCCAAUGGAUAAAAAUAUCUUAGUUUAAAGGGAAGUUUUUGAAUUAAGAGUCUCUUACAUCUGAUCUGAAAUGAAAAUAAAGAUACUUGUGAUUAUCUAAACUAUAUUUGAAAAGGGUAAUAUUUUGAUCUUUUAUACAACUGAAGGGAAAUCAAAUGUAAUGGAUGCACUUAGUUUUGUAAUGGGUGAGAAGACAUCUAAUUUGAGAGUGAGGCACAUCCAAGAACUGAUACAUGGAGCACAUAUCGGGAAGCCGGUUUCAUCUACUGGAAGUGUAAAAAUGGUGUACAUGGAGGAAAAUGGGGAAGAGAAAACAUUUUCAAGAAUUAUUCGAGGUGAGUGGAGUUUUUCUAAAUCAUGGGUAGGCAAACUAAGGCCCAGGGGCCCAAUCCGGCCCAAUCGCCUUCUCAAUCCAGACCGCGGAUCGUCCGGGAAUCAGCGUGUUUUUACAUGAGUAGAAUGUGUGCUUUUAUUUAAAAUGCAUCUCGGUUAUUUGUGGGGCAGAGGAAUUCGUUCAUUCCCCCCCCAAAAAAUAUAGUCUGGUCCCCCACAAGGUCUGAGGGACAGAGGACCGGCCCCCUGCUGAAAAAGUUUGCUGACCCCUGUUCUAAAUAGUGGGUAUGAAGUUUAUAUGGAAAAUAUAUAUAGAAGCUUUUCAUUAUAUAUGUUUUUAUUUUAAGAAGUAAUUAUAGAAAAAAAUAAAAUACAUUAGCAUAAUCAGCCACAUACAUAGAAGCUUUUAAGCUAAUUUGUAUGGUUAAAUAUAUAAUUACUUUAAAUUUUAAAAUAGCUUGCUUUUUAACUGCUGUUGAUUUUGCUUGUUCUUAUUUUUAGGUUGCUUUUUGUCUUGUUUUUAGGGUGUACGUUUAUCUUAUUUUGUACUGUGUCUGUUGUGUGUAAACCACCUUAUGUACUUCUGUAGAAAGGUGGAUUAUAAAUUCAUAUUAAUACUAUACUUCUGUCUGGUGUGCCUAAAUGUGAAUAUCUCAGUGAUUAGCUGUUAACGACUUCUGGGGCCAAAGGAAUUUGACAGUAGAAAGCAGACCUAUCACAGAGAUUAACACCUUGCAAAUGUUGAUGGCUCAGCUGCCUAAUUCUCAUUUCAGCAUAAGGCAGUCAGUGUUAAAUCUUACCCCCUCCAUUUCCCCCUAUUGUGACACACAAGCGCCUCCCCCCUCCCAGCCUCCAUCCCACCAAAGGGAGGACAAGCAGGCAAAAAGCUUUUUCUUUCUUUCUUUCCCUUUUGUUUAUAUGAGGGAAGCUAUUUAGGGCCAACAAACGUCUUAAUUUUACACAGGGGGAAAGGGGGUUCUGUCCCAGCCUCAGAUGGGCAUUAAAGGCACCAGGAAGGGGAGAGAAAUGACACAAGGACACACAUAGAAGGGGAGAAAAGAGAAAGAGUCUUAAAUAACAGGGCAACUUUUUCCCCUCUUACUCUGAAGAAAACAACCAGUUUCUUUUUUCAUGGUGGGUAAGGAAGGGGCAAAAGGGAAAGGGGCUCUCAGCAAGAAGCCCCAAGCCAGCUCAGAGCAGCAUCUCUAAAUAACACCUACCAGCCUGGCCCGCCAGCCCUACUUUAAGCAAGCAGAACCUCAGGUGUCUGCUAAGUUUCUGCUGCUGGCUGGCUGGCUACUGCUUUCCCAGCUGCUUUCUAAGUGUCCUCUGCUCUUGUGAUUAGUUGCCUCUGCAGCAGGCAUUGGAGCUGAGCUGCUGCUCGCUGCAGAAUGGGGGGUGGGGUGGGGAGCCUGUUGUGAAGGCUGCUACACCUACUCUUGUGAGUCACUCGCUGCCCUCAGGAGGCAGCGGAAGCGCUAAGAAUCACUAGCUGGCUACAUGGUUUCCCCAAAAUUGGGAUGUUUGCCAGGUGACAUUUUAUGAAACCAUUAUGAUAUGGACUUCAAAACCAGUUUUGGAUUGAUAUAUUGGUCCCCAUCACUCGGUUAAGCCAUUAAUGUCAGUCUUGUCUGGUCAUGCACUGCAAAGCUGCAGGUUAUGAGCACCUUCUCCUUACAUACUUUCACUUAGUGUAGUGUCUAGCAAUGUCUCCCCACUUACCUCCACCUUCUGGAUUCCCUUGCCUCUAAGCCACAUUUGUUGUUUCACGUUUGAGACUUUCUUGGGAAGGCACCAGACAGUAUCCAGCUUGGAAGGAAAUAUUUGUAUGUUUUCAAUCACAGUAAAAGGUUUGGGAGAACCCAGUACAGUUAAAAGAAGACCCAUGACACAAGGCAUUCUUGUUGGUUUUUCUGGAAUGCUAGUAGAUGACCUGGGUCUCACAGGAAUGGUGAGACAACAGGCUUUGCCUCCCAUUGCUUAGGAAGACGCCUGGUUCCUCCUGAGAUCCAUAACAAGCAACUUGUUUGGCUUUGAUGCUCCCUACUUAUUUUCGAAGGCAUGCUUCUAAGCUUUUUGCCAUCUGUGUGUAACACGAGCAUACAUGUGAAUGCAUGCACUAGUGCAAGAGCAGAUCUGGUAACAGUUCAGAACUAAAGACCACGUCAGAAAGUAAUGAACUGUUUUCUUGGCUUGAGUAGUCAUUAUCUCUUUCAAAAUGGAUGGAUUGUAUAAUCUGCUCUUUCUUCCAAAACUAGGCAGUGGAUCUGAAUUCCUUGUUAAUGACAAGAUUGUCAGCAGAUCUGUUUAUACAAAGGAACUUGAAGAAAUUGGUAUAAUUGCUAGAGCAAGGAAUUGCCUGGUUUUUCAGGUAAAUAUUUGUGGUGUAAUCUAAUGUAUCAGGAAACUAGAGCAUAACUUGACAGAGGUCUCUGCAGCUUCAGAGGCAUGGAAGAAUCUGGGGAGUAGAAUGUGUGACAUCCUGUGUCCUGCAGCCUCACACCCAUUGAUAGAUUGAAGCAGGUACUGUAUUAGCCUUGUAUUUUAGCACCAGCUUAGCAGACAUGCAAUGAAUUGUGUGCAGAGGAAGGAUAGAGUGCUCUGCCUUUGCCUGUGUCUGGCAUAGAAACCAAGCAGGGCUACCAGAGGGCGAAAGCCGCCUCCUCCUUGUUCAGCAUAGAAAUGUGGCAAGCUGUUUUCAGCUCCCAGCAGGCUAGUAAACAUUUUUUGCAGACUAGUUAUUUAGACUUUCUUACAGAACAAGUUCAGAAGCUUUUGUUUCCUCUUAACAGUUUCUGCUUAACUACACUAGAAUUGUGGUUAACAUUAACUGUGGUUAGUUGCAUCGCAAGCCAUAGUUUGAACCUAUAAUAAUAACACAUAAAAUGACAAUGUGAAGAAGCUCAGUGUUGGAAAAGCAGAAACAAAAGCUUCUGAAUUUACCCUGGUCAUAGAAGAGGAGGAAAUGGGGGGUGCACAAGACCAAAGCUAGUUGUGGUUUGUUUUUGCUUGUGCAUAUCAUGCGAAACCAUAGUUUAAUGUAGGAGUGAGAAACUUCCAGCUUGCUGGCCUCACCAAGUCCACCAGGCUUCACAGAUUGGACAGGCUGUUUCGGACAAACUAGCCACCUUUCCUGUGUCUGAUGUUUAAAACUGCAGUUCCCAGGAUUCUUUGUGUGGUCGGGGAAAGUGCUUUGAAUGUACUUUACAUGUUCGGUGUGUAUGUGGCCGAAGUUUGUUCCCAAUUCUUUAAAUCAGAUGAUGGUUUCAUAUGACAUGCAAACAUGGUCUUUGUUUUUAAUCCCUUUCUCAUUUUUGUUGCUGGUGACAAGGUUUUGCUUCAGUUUUAAUGCUUUGUAAUUCUGUAGUUUGAUCCUACUUCACUGUAGGGUGAAGUUGAAACAAUUGCUAUGAAGAAACCCAAGGAAAGAACUCUACUUUUUGAACAAAUUAGUCAUUCAGGAGAACUUGCUGCUGAAUACGCAGAAAAGAAGAAGAAUAUGCAACAGUCAGAGGAAGAGGCACAGUUUAGUUAUAACAAGAAGAAAAAUGUUGCAGCUGAGCGCAAACGUGCCAAGUUGGAGAAGGAGGAGGUAAUUCAAAGAAUAGCACAAAACAUUUGGCUCUUAAAGUUUGUGUGCGAAGUUUAGCAAUAUUGUUUUUGGUUCUUAGGUGGUGUUUUUAUUGUUUUCGGUAGAAAUUCAUGAUUUAAAUCAGUGUUUUCUAAAUAAUUUCCCAUUAUAGAGAUUUAGCUCAUAAGCAUAAGCACCAGCAUUAUUGUGCCAAAAUAUGUUUCCUCUGAAUUUACUUUAACUAUUUGUGCAGAAAUCUUAUAAAUCAAGUUUCAUUUGACAUUUUUCUUUGCUUCUCCUGGUUCUGAGCUGAGAAUCGUGUCUGGUUCUUCUUGUUCAACAGUAGAAAUAAUAAUCAACUAAAAUAAUCAACGGCUCUGCAAUAUCAGCAGUGGUGUAGUUUCUAAGGCAAAAGAAAAUGAAAGAAAAAUAAACUGCUCUUUCUGUUUUCCCAGUUUCUGCUCAGCCCUCUUCCUACCUGCUGCUUCCCUCCCCCUUCCCCCAUAGAUCCAGCUUCUCCUUUUUUCAGUGCUUCCCUGGCAGCUGCUUUUCCUACUUCCCAGGCCCACCUUUUCUUUUUCAGCCAGCAUACUUACUCUGUCUCCACUUCUCCUUCUGUCCCUACCAACCAACCACCUGGUAAUGGAAUCUGUCCAAUCAGAAGGGAAGUAACUGCAAACAGUGAAAGCUAAGUAAAGAAGAGCUGGACCUUGAGCAUGCAGCAGGAGGAGUGUGCACGACAGGGUGUGGAUUGGCCAUACCCACAGCAGGCAUACAGUUUCCAGAGGUUUGACCAUAAGAAAACCUGGCCCUUGGACCAAAGAAGGUUAGCCAUACCUGUUUUAAGGAACAGAAGAGACUUUCUGGCCUGCUUUGGUGCAGAUUGAAACUGGCCCUUAUGGCAGGCAUGCCAGUCUUUAACCUAGACCUGGCCUUAAAGUGUGUAUCCCUGUGUAUCCCUGCUAUGGAUCUGGCCCUAUCCCUCUAACACCUAUAACCGGUUGUGACAAACUAAAGAAUAAUAAAAUUAAACAAUUAUCAAAUAAUAUUGCUAUGGAGAAGGCAAAACCUAUGAAUGGAGUGUGUUUCCUUUCCAGCUCUGUUAACCAGUGGCUAACAUUUUAUCCGUAUCAAGGUGGUGAGUGUCGUAAGACAGGAGAGGCUGGGAGAGAGAGUUGACAACAAUGCCUAGGCCAUGCCCCUGAUAGAUUGUCGAGGCAGAGAUCAGGGUAGGAGACCUUCCUUCUCUGAUUCACACAGAGACCCAGCCUGCAGGAAACCAGCACUCAGAGCUUGGGCUGCAGCAUGGCCAGGUGGUGGUACCCAUCUGCCCUUCAUCCACCCCUCCCCCCACAAAAACCACUGAAACCUUUGGUAUAGUGAUGUCUAUUAAGAAAUUUCUAAUAUUUACAAAUACUGUUUUAAAGAUUUAAAUAUAUAGGCUGCAUCUAUAAAUCACAAAUUAUUACUAAUAUAUAUUGUAUGUAUAUUUAAUAUAACUGAAAUAAAUGCAAGUUUUUUGUUUGGCGCUUUGCUUGCAACUUUUAACUACCAAUAUCCAUUGCUGUUGAAUAUCAGUUAGCUGCUAAUGAUUUGGUUGUUUACAGGCAGAGCAUUACCAGAUGAUGUUUGACAAGUUAAGGGAAUGCAGAGAGAAGCUGCAAAUGUUCAAGCUGUAUCACAAUGAACAAAAAAUUAACUUUCUGAACAGCAAAUUGGCUGCAAAAUACAAGGAUAUUGAUUCUAACAAAACUGCUGUUUCCCAUGCUGAAGAUGCAGUGGGAGCCAAGAAAAAAGCGCUUGGAGCAUUAAAUAGAAAACAGCAGCAGAUCGAAAAAGAAAUAAAGUAAGUGCAUAAAUUAACAUUGUUGGGAAAUGUUUGUUUUUACCCAUCUCUCAGAAUGCUGUGCUACACCUAAUGGGUGUUGCUGGUAUGUGAGGAUUUUGUUUCCCCAUUUUCACGAGGCAGUAUAAUGUUGUGAAAUGCUUUGAGUGGGAAUGCUUCUAUUUAAUCUCUUUCAGCUCUCCAGAGCCAGCCUGCUGAAUCUGGAGAUUAUGCAAAGCCUCAGUUUCUAUUUACUGACUAUUGCUAAGAAGCUAAAAUCCCAGAGAAGUUCAAUAUAUAUUUUUUAAAUCUGAUUUCACCCCUUCCCUUGCCAAUCCCAGCUUCUUAGCAUAACAGAAGAGUGAACAAAGCCUUGAAACCCAACCUUAUGCCAUCACAAAACAGGACUGUCCAGGGCCACUUUUCUGACAUUUCAGAAUAUGAAUUCCCAGAUUCCCCUUACUCCGGUUAAGGGCAAGGGUUCUUCUAAACCUAUCAGCUCUCUACCUAGGGACCUGGGUAGAAGUGAGACAUUUCUUCCUGAGACUCAAGAGCCGCCUCAGGAGACACCUCAUGACUUAGAUAAGGAGAGAGGCCAGGGGAAUGAUUUGCCCAGUGAGGAGGUUAAGGGAGCCAGAUUAUUUAACGCCUUGGUUUAUCGUCAAGGCCUUUUCCACCUUUUCCAGUGUGGUUAUGUCCUCUGCUUAACCAGUUCCAGCAAAGGCACCAUCCCGGGCAGCUUCAGUCUCUGCAUCUGUCAAAGUAUCUCAGAAGGCAGCCUCUUUCCCUGCAAUAUUAAAGGAUGUAGCAGAAUCAGAGUGACCCUCCCCCUUGAGUACUUAGAAAUCAGAUGUGUCCCAGUAUAUUAGAUUAACCAGCCAUGGGCUUUUUUAUAUGGGCAUUGGGCAGAAUUUCCAGGUAGAUCUCUGGGUGAUUUGAAUAAAGUAACCCACUAAAUGGAUGUCUCCUGAUGCCAACCUUGAAGUCAUAUUCAAAGUAAGUGGACCGAUGUUUAUUUGUCAUGCUGUGGAAAAACGUUGAUGACUUUAAUGGAGCCUUUCAAAAUUCUUUCUUGAAUUCCUUUGAAAAGUACUUUGUUCAAAGAUCAAAAUAUAUCCCUUUUUAGGUCUCUGGAAAUUUUGCUGAAUCAAAAAAGACCUCAGUAUAUUAAAGCAAAAGAAAGAACCUCUUACCAAAUAAAAAAAGUAGAUACAGCUAAGAAAGAUUUAAAAGAUCAUAUGAAAGAACAGGCUAAGAUGGAAGAAAACAAAAAAGAACUAGAGACAGAACUGAUGGAUAUUGAUAAAGCUUGGAAAGCAUAUGAAAAAAAGGUUGAAGAGGAAGCACUGCACCAAGGGAGAGAGGUUUUGCUAGAAGAAAGUCAGGUAAAUUUCAAAACAAGCAGAAAAAUGCUCAAGCUUUAACUUUAGGUAGCUUUAGACAUAUACUUAACACAUCAGGGGUUCGUUGUUUUCACCAUUUCAUUUUAAAUUCUUUUUAAUUCGUUUUUGGAGUGAUUAUUAUUUCUUAGCCACAUAAAUCAGGAAGUUGUUGCAGUAGAUAUUCAUUAUCUUUUGUAUGUAGAAUAUUAAAUGAUGUUGGGUUUUUUUGUUUCUAGUAUCCCAUAUAGUCCUACAUGUUAUUUUAAAAAGUUAAUUAAAAGCAGAAAUAAAAUAAUUUUAAAUACCUUAAAUGGACAAUGAUUUGGAAAAUUCAAGCUAUAAAAUUACUACAUGGUGGAUUUUUUAAAAAAAGAAUAAUAUUUUACUGAUUGCUAUUGAGCACUUUAUAAACUUGGUAAAUAGCUUUUAUGAAGCAACCUGGUAAUGUAUGUCCGAUCUUGUGUCCAGAUACGUAAAUAUAAGGAGCUGAAAGAACUAGUUAGGAAAAAAGUAGCUGUAUUGACUCAGCAACUGAAAAAACUGCACUUGGAGCAAAAGGCAGAUGAGGACAAGAUGGCAUUUGAGCAGCGGAAACAGAGAGAAGUUGAGGUACUUGUAAAUAAUAACAAACCAAAAAUUAUUUUGGGGCAAGAGUUGUAUUCAACCUGUUGGCCCCCUUGGUUUUCAUAUUUCUAUGUUAAUACUGCACUUGCUGUGCAGUUCAAGAAACAGUGUAUUUUCAUGCAUUCAGUUUCGCUAACAAACAGCACCAAGGCAGUUUUUCUCUGCCCUCCCUAUUGCAUCUAGUUAGUCCCGUAAAGAAUAGUGAUUGAUGAAGAUCCCAGCACAUAAUAGUCCUCCAAUGAUCUUUGCAUGGCAGAGUUGAGGAAAUUGAGGAUGGAAACUUCAAUUGUUCUGGAAACAAAAUGGUGUAGUGGGAAGGCAACUGGAUAGAGAUGCAACCUUCAGGGGAAAAGGGAGCUGGAGACUGAACAACUGCAGGUGUUCCUUCAUGAGACUGAUUAUCUAGAUCUACUACAGUCUGUGUUCAGGCCCAGUUUCAGAACUGAAUCAGCCUUGGUUGCCCUGAUGGAUGACCUUUAUUGCGAGAGGGACAUGGGAAGUGAGACCCUGUUACUUUUGCGUGAUCUCUCAGUGGCUCUUGAUACUGUCAACCUUGAUAUUCUCCUGGACUGACUUAGUGGGAGGGAUAUCAGAGGCAGUGUAUGACAGUGGAUCUGCUUGUAUCUUGUCCAGUAGUGUGUUAAUAAUUUUUUUAUAAGUAAGUGGGAGACCAGGGAGAGAAAAAAGAAGGCUUACAAGCUUCACAGGGGGAGAAACUUGCCUGUUGUGAAAGAUGCUAAUCUGAAGAGCUUUAGGGUACCAGGGACCCACCAGGCAGACUCUCAGGUAAAUGAAUGCUUUGGGGCUCUGAGAGCUUCCUCUAGCAAACUCACAAUGUUUCCUCUAAUAGACUUUUCAAAGCGAGAUCCUUCAUUCUAAAGCCACUAGCAUUUUAGAGGUAGAAGAGAGACAGUUUGUUACUGUUCGUGGCAUUGAUUCUCUCAAGCCCAGAAGACCUGAAGAUGUGUUUCCAGUACAAAUGGGCAGUGUUACAUAGAUUGUCUUCUGAAUCAUUGGCUCUGUUUGGGGGAAGGGUUAAUAUGGUCUGCUCUGGUCAGACCUCACCUGGAGUACUGUGUCCAGUUCUGGGCACCACAGUUCAAGAAGGACACUGACAAACUGGAACGUGUCCAGAGGAGGGCAACCAAAAUGGUCAAAGGUCUGGAAACGAUGCCUUAUAAGGAACGGCUAAGGGAGCUGGACAUGUUUAGCCUGGAGAAGAGGAGGUUAAGGGGUGAUAUGAUAGCCAUGUUCAAAUAUAUAAAAGGAUGUCACAUAGAGGAGGGAGAAAGGUUGUUUUCUGCUGCUCCAGAGAAGCGGACACGGAGCAAUGGAUCCAAACUACAAGAAAGAAGAUUCCACCUAAACAUUAGGAAGAACUUCCUGACAGUAAGAGCUGUUUGACAGUGGAAUUUGCUGCCAAGGAGUGUGGUGGAGUCUCCUUCUUUGGAGGUCUUUAAGCAGAGGCUUGACAACCAUAUGUCAGGAGUGCUCUGAUGGUGUUUCCUGCUUGGCAGGGGGUUGGACUCGAUGGCCCUUGUGGUCUCUUCCAACUCUAUGAUUCUAUGGUCAUCUGUCAUGGAUGCUUUAGCUGAGAUUCCUGCAUUGCAGGGGGUUGGACUAGGUUACCCUCGGGGUCUCUUCCAACUCUAAAAUUCCAUGUUAAUGGUUGAUUGGAUGCCAAAUUAUGCCCAAAAUGGUUUAUUCAGCAGCAUUGCAUCCUGAAGUUCUUCCAGUUGGUGGGAGGGUUAAGUACAGAGUGCUUUGCUUUGCUCUGUCUCUGAAGUAAGUCAUAGGAGCAAUCCAUCCCCUGGAUAACUUCCAUCCACUAGGGAGAGGAUAAGGGUAAGCUUCACAUUCCUUUUUGAUAAAGUAGUAUCUUUUGACAUUCUGUUUUUGUUUAGGCAAGUAUGAAGCAAGUUAUGGAACAGAUAGAAGAUCAUGAAAAGCGGAUAGAGAAGUUGACAGAGUAUAGCAGCACAUGUGUGUAUGUAUUUAUAAAAUCUGAUUAAAUUUAAAUUCAUCACUUUUUGCACAAACAUGAGCUAUUAGAUUAAAAUAUUUUGAUAGUUCUUUGUUUGGUUUUCCCCAUAAACCCUAACCCCAUAAACCAUAGUAUAUUAAAGGGAGAGCAUUGCAUGCAAAUCUACAGGUGUAUGCUGUAUAGUUUUGAGAUGUAAACUGGCUUUCUGCAUAUACCCAGGUAAACUCAUAGAGCUCUGGAGUGGGCUGAGUUUCAUAAGUUGACUGGGGAUAUUAUUUUUAAUACGUAUAAAAUUUAUAUCCUACGUUUUCUCCCAAAUGAACCCAGGGUGACUGUCAGGACACUGUCAGAGGCUCCUGGCUGGUUGCCCUCUUUCAGCGGGUCUAGGAAGGCUUCCUCACAGAGGGAAGCAUUCAUCACCCCGUGGAGCCCUUCCUGGCUCGCUUUUAUGAGCCAGAAUGGGCAAAGAUUAAGGAGACAGGUGGUCGGUUUCACUCGUCCAAGCAGCCUGUCCACACCUAUACUGUCUUCCAUCUUCUUCCUCCCUGAAGGGUCAGGAUGGGGAGGUAGUCUCCACCAUUCCUACUCUGCCCAGUUCCUGACAGUGACAGACAAUACAGUAGUAAGAACAAUACUCUCUCCCAAUAUAUCUGUAUGAGCAAGGUUGUUUUGGUGCUAACACCACUUGAGGUGAAAAGGAUAAUGAAAGAGCAUCUCCACCCCCCUCGUUCAGCCCAGAUACUGAGGUCCAGCUCCGAGGGCAUUCUGGCAGUUCCCUGACUGCGAGAAGUGAGGUUACAGGGAACCAGGCAGAGGUCCUUCUCGGUAGUGGCACCCGCCCUGUGGAACGCCCUCCCAUCAGAUGUCAAGGAAAUAAAGAACUAUCUGACUUGUAGAAGACAUCUGAAGGCAGCCCUGUUUAGGGAAGUUUUUAAUGUCUGAUGUUUUAUCGUGUUUUUAAUAUUCUGUUGGGAGCCACCCAGAGUGGCUGGGGCAGGGUAUAAAUUAAUAAUAAUAAUUAUUGUUAUUAUUACUGGUCUUACAUAUGUACAUUUUUGUAAUGGAUAGAAAGUGCCCUACCCAGCCAGGAAGGUUACUGUGCAAGGUGUGGGGGUGGGAUGGGGAGAUGCUUGUCUUAAGAAUUUAGUUUAGUAAGUUUUACAUUUGGGGGGUCUUUCUCUCACUUGAAUGUAUCUUUGGUUCAUACUGUUUUUCACUGUGGACACUUUGGAUGAUCAGGAAUUUUCUCCCAUGGUAGCUUUUUCCAGAGAGUUGUACUUCUAUUUGCAGAUCCAGAUUCUGUUACUGAGUGUCCCCACCUAAGAUCAUUUACCUAGGGGUCAGGUAAAAACACUGUUGCAUAAGAACAACCAAGAGCCUUAAAGUGCAAUCCUGAUUGUUCCUUGGCAAGCAGGGUUUCUAUUUGGCACUAAAUGCAGCCCUGCUAGGACUGGCUUUUCUUGGCAGCUCCCAAAUGGAGCCCAUCCCUGCUGAAAGUGAUGACAAUCUGUUGAUUGGCAGGUACUUCAAGCCCUGCUUGAUUUGACUGGGAUCCUCCCUUGAAGGAUGACCUUCAGGAUUCAUGGCAGUAUUGCUUAGUUGACAUUAAACUAAUUGGGCUGCGUUUUUUACCAUUUUGCUUUGGUUUGAAGUGAAUCUUUAGCAGAGAAAAAACAGGAAGAAGUAACACUCACAAAUGAAAUUGAAAGGUCAAAGACACGAAUGACUGAGUUAAACGAAGAACUGAAUAAAAUUGUCAGUGACUUGCAUAAUGCAAAAAUCGAUGUCCAUGAGGGGAAACGCCAGAAGACAAGGGCUGAAAACUUGGAGAGCCUCAAAAGACUAUAUCCUGCUCACGUGGUAACUAGAUGGACUCAUUGUUACAUUUUAAUGUGUUCAGUAGACUUCAGAAUUUCGCCUUGUGAAUAGCCGGUUGUCUUUAUCAUGUUUCCUACUUGAUAAAUGCUGAGAAGUGUUGAACAUAAGUGCAACUGAGAACUAGCAAACCAUUUUUGAGUAUCAGUAUUUUCCUAACUGGGUAAAGAAAGUAGCACUAAGGUGGCUACAUAACUUUUAUGCUCACUAAAAGUAAGAAACUAGUAGCUAGCUAGCUAUUUCAUAAAAUAUAUACCCCGCCUGAUUAAAAAUAAAUAAAUCUCAACUUGGUUUACAAAAAGAAACUAUGAAACCACAAGAAUGUUUCUCCAACUGGCAUUGUGGGACAAGAGGAGCAGGAGGUUGGAAGCUCCCUGCUGAACCGCUCUGAGAUGGGUGGACAACGCUAGGAGCCAAUCCUAGUUUUUCCAUUGUAUCUGACUGUCCAUACCGUUGGGAGGAGUAUUGUGCUUUUCCUGCGUCUAUGUUGCAUCAGCACAGGUGAACAUGAUGUUGAGGCUGUGGAGAAGGUGCAGUUCACCUGAGCAAUAGUUUAAUUCUUGGCACUCAUUCACUUUAAUCUUUGCAGAUUAAAAAAUACGUUUUUAUUUUUAACAAAUGAUCACUAAAACAUUCCAUACACCCCCUUUUAAAUAAAUAAAUAAAUAAAUAGAAAGAUAGAUAGUGUUUUAAUUAUUAGAAUAUCACUGACGCACCCAUUGCAGACACUGUCUUUUUAGCAAUGUGUUCAAUGGCUGCACUCAAAAUGAAUUUUCUAGACAAUAAAACAAUCCCUUUUAUUAUUAUCGUUAUGGCAGUGAUGCCCUCCAGAUGAUGAUGGACUACAGCUCCCAUCAUCCUUGACCAUCGCUCUUGCUGGCUAAUAGCUUGAGUCCCACAGCGUCUGGAAGCCUCACAUUGGCUAGCCAUAUAGUAUGAUAUUAGGUCUCUCAUUCAAGUGGUUUUCCACUGAGCUAAAGCUGGGAAAGUGUUUUAGCAGCAAUCACAAGUUUAUUUAAAAAUAGUGUGAUAAAACAUUGCCAUAGUAAUACACCAACAUACCCAGAGGUUUCUAAGAUGCUCCACAUAGUAGGUUCUCAUAUGUGCUCAAAUAAGGUUCAUUUAGGUAGAAUGCAGUGAAUGUCUUUUCAUAAUGGAUUUACUGCUCUUAAAAACAUUCCUGUAUUUGCUUCUAGAAUGAGGAUUGUAAGGUUCGGUUUUUCUGAUGCCUCUUGAAAAUGGAUGCUUCCAUCAAGGGGAAAAAAAUGCAAUUUUAAUUGAAAAAAAUGGGAAAUUAGCUAAAAUGAAAUGUGUGCUGUACAAACUCAAAAGAUCAGUUUGCUUAUUAUUGCUGUUCUGUUUUUAGUUUGGAAGACUGCUUGACUUGUGUCACCCUAUCCAUAAAAAAUAUCAGCUUGCUGUCACCAAAGUUUUUGGCAUGUAUAUGGUUGCGAUUGUUGUGGCUUCAGAAAAAGUAGCUAGAGAAUGUAUUCGUUUCCUCAAGGAACAAAGAGCUGAGGCUGAAACUUUCCUUCCUUUAGAUUACCUUAAGGUAUAUUAUUAGUUUUUUAUUCACAAAGCUGAUUGGGGAUUACUUUGACAUCUAAGAAAUUUUGUUAGUUUAAAUUUGCUUUAAAAAUAUUUUGUAAGAUGUGACUGUAGUCUUAGAAGAUUUUGUACAACAAUUAAAGUGUCUAGGUUUGUAUACUUGGUCUCUCUGUGGCUCCUUAUGGGCCCAAUUAAUAUUGCUUUAUUAAUUUAUGAGUGUCUGAAAGCAUGUUUCGUAUGUUAGAAACAAAAUCUGAUAGGAUACUUGUAAUCUUUGUUACAGGCUCUUUCAUUGUAUUUAAGUAACCUUUUCUAAACAUUUUUAUUUAGGUAGAACCAAUCAAUGAACAGUUGAGAGAGAUGAAAGGAACUAAAAUGAUGAUUGAUGUUAUACAGACAUCGUUUCCUGCACUGAAGAAAGUAAUUCAGUUUGUUUGUGGGAACGGUUUAGUAUGUGAGACAGUACAGGAAGCAAGACAAAUAGCAUUUGAAGGACCAUACCGACUUAAAGUAAGCACAAAGAACCUCACUUUUGAAAUAAGACUUCCUGUUGGCUUUUAACACGCAAGGUACAUGUUCAGAAGAAUCAUGGAGCUCAUCUUUCCAGAACUAUAUAACUUGAAAUGCUAGCCAGUGCCAGAAACAGUUUAUACAGCUAAAAUAGGCUAGACUAAAACACUUCCCCCUGACAUGAUAACACUGGUGGUCCUCUGAACAUUUGCUUUUGAAAAUUUGUCAGUUUUAUCUAUUUUGAUUAUUUUGUUAUAGCUACUGUUUUUAUUGCUGUUUUAAAUUAAAAUAAAGUGUUAUAUAAAAUAUAAUGCUAGGUUGGCAGGAGCUGGAACAGAGUUUAUAAUCUAAUGACACAUUAGCUACUGAAGUUAAACAUUGUCCCACUGAAUAGGUAAAAUAGAAACCUUCGGAGCUUAAAAGUCAUCAUACACACCAGGCUCAUAAGACAAUUGACAUCCAGUGCAGGUCUUUUAAAAUUGCUGUUAUAUGAGACCAGCCAGAGGUUCUGGUUAGGUUUAAGCUAGCCAGAGGUUAUCACAUAUACUACCUUUCAUCCAAGAUACAGGAUAGUCAGAUACACACUGUAUUAUAUAAUUGUCUUAAUCCUGAACUAUUUCACUGGUUUUAUGUCCCAUUUCUUUGUGUUUUAUUGGAAGGCAAAAUUGAUUUGAAUAUAGCUAGUUUGGAAUAUCCACCCCCCCCCAUAUACUUGUCCUCACCUCAGUCCAGGAAUUGUUAGUAUACUUAUGCCUAAUUGCCGUCUAGUAAUAUUGAUCAAUUCAGAAAAAAGUGUUUAAUUUUCAGACAGUGGCUCUGGAUGGAACUUUAUUUUUGAAAUCUGGUGUAAUCUCUGGCGGCUCAAGUGAUUUGAAAAAGAAAGCUAGAUACUGGGAUGAAAAAGAGGUGAAUGAACUUAAAGAGCAGAGAGAGAAGCUGAUGAAUGAACUAAAGGUAAAGCUAUGGAAAUUAUGUCCAACAGUAUCAGUGUUUGAAACUCCCAUUGUUCUAGGUGCGUUUUGCCACAAACUACAGAAUGGAAGGAAAGGAGGACCUUUUUCUGCCUCCCCACUUCCAGCCACUCUCUGAAGACUGGAGAAGAGACCCUCUUCAGAAUAUUAGGGAGGGCAGGGGAAGCAUGGCUUUGUUUUUUGCAGAUGAGAUCAUUUGAAAUGAACAUAAUAUUUUAGCUGUAGUUCAUUCUUUUUCAGCUUUGUAUUUUUGUUUUUAAAAAAGCGUGCCUAGACAUUCCGUUGUUGGGCCCAUAACCUAAAUUUAAGGUGCCAGAGUAUCCUAAUAUCAUUACUGUAAUACUGUAAAAGGAACAAUUCAACUUUUGAUGAAUUGAUUCAAUUUUUCCCCUAAUGAACACGUUUUUGAAAUGCAAUUUCCCAUAAUAUUAUGCAUUUUUUUGUUAUUUUCACUAAUGCAUGCAUUUCAAUGCAUAGCUUCCCCAAAUAAGUACAUUCUUGUACAUAUUACCCGGCUGGAGAACUGCACCGCAAAUUUGUUACAGAAAGUGUGAUUUAGGUAGGUUUUCCUCUAAAUGCAAACUAAAUCAGAUUUCUCUCCGAUACUUAGGACUUGAUGAAAAUCAAGCGCAAAGAGGCUGAUUUAAAGCAGUUGCAAGCUCAAUGCCAAGGAAUUCAAACACGACAUAAAUAUUCGCAAAAUGAACUAGAAGUUAUUAAAAAAAAACAUAUUGCUAAUUUCUAUAAGGUAAUAUCAAACUCUCAGGUGGCUGUUUUCCUUGUCUGGGCAAAAUGACUUGCUUUUUGGUUUUAACUAGGACAUCUUAAAUGGUAACAUAAUUGAGGUUUUUCCUUUACCCGUUGAAGAAAUAGAAGUAAUAUUUUUUUAAAAACCCAUAAUUUAGGAGGGAAUGUUUCUAUUGGGAGACUUCCAUUUUUAUACUUUUAUACUCUAAACAUGAAGUCUGCAUUUAGAUGAACAGGAAACUAAACGUUGGCCUUUUUGUGUUUGGGUGUUGGAGUGGGGGUGGCUUCUUCUGAUCUCCGGACUGGCUUACUUUUUUAUUGUGCCAAGGACUGCACUGCCCUUGAUCAAUCAUCCAGGGGCCACAGUUUAAAAGUGAGUGCAACCACAUUUUUGUCAAUUUUGUUUAUAAAGGACAAAUCUUGGGAGGGUGAAGAGGACAUAAAAAACUUCUGUCAUCACAGUAGCAUAGUGAAGUUUACCUUUGGAAGGAGUCAAUAAAACAAUUUCUUUAAAUUAAAUUUUAAAUUAUUUUGUAAAUUGAGAAAUUUAGGUUGGAUUUGUCUGGCCUCAAACAUGUUGCUCUCACCAGUUACAGCAGGAACCAGUUACAGCAGUAACAAAUUAUUUCUAAGAAUUAAUAUCAUUAAAAUCAUUAAAUGUUUAAAAAAGAAAAAUGGAAGGCCCCACAAAAAGCCUUUUUUGGCCUCAUGGUCUCAUAGUGGGGAACCCAUAGAGCAGUUUUAGGGGAGGCCUCACCAAAAAUGGUUUUGGGUACAAAAUGCAGCCAUUGGACUGCAGGUUAGCUACCUAUGUUCUGAUAGUUACAUUUGCAGUACAAUUGUGUGGUUCCAGAAUAAAAUAUCCUCACAACAUAAAUAAUUAAAACAGUGAGACUAGUUCUCCAUUGUUUUUAAAGACUGUUCAUAUUUAUUUGUGUUUAGGAAAAAUCUAUGUUGGAAAGUGUACUAUUAAAUAGCCAGUCAGAACAUGUGAUGUUGAAUGAAGGAGUUUUACAAAGAGCUGUUAAAAUGGAUGAACUCCAAAAGAAAAUUAAUGAGGUAUAAGAUUUUCAUUCAUGGCAGCAUAUAGAAUCAUAGAAUGGCUGUCUUACGGCAAUUGGUUGUAGAUGUGUGUUCCUUGUGUGGCUGCUUCUGAAACCCACUGAUCUAAGGGGAAAGCUCCAGACCUGCUUUUAUACUUGUAAUAAACUUAGUGCAUAUAGCCAAAGGCCUUUGCAGACUUCAUGUUCACUCAGACCACAGAUUAAUAGUUUACAAAAUAAAAUCUAUCCAGGCUAUGUACAUAACCCGGGGGGGGGGGGGGUUCAAAAGCUCAACAAAACACUUUCAUAUCCAAAAGCUAUAUAGCACAUAAAGCUCAGUUAAAAUAAAUUUUAACGUUGUUAAUAACAAAAACAUAGAAAAGUGUUCAAAUAAUUUUCUGGCAUCUGGGAAAAAGGGCACAGUGAUGGUCUAAUGUCAAAGAUCCAUCUUUCAGAGGUUAAGAUACAGCUUGCCAAUUUAUUUGGAUAAUUCUUUGACAACUUACAACCCUUUAUGGGAACCCUGCACAGUUUAGUAAGACCCUUAUCUUAGGUUUCAUUUAAAUUGAACCAGUAUUGUAAGUAAGGCAGGUCAGCUUUUGCUGCCAUAGAUAGUAAUCAAGGUUCAGCUCUCUAAGAAGAACUGAUAGUGUCCCUGAAGAAGUCCUUGACUCGUUCUUGGAAAUACGUUCUACAGAAUUUCCAGUGCUGCCUUUACUUCUCUCUGGCAUUUGCCCCUGUAUAAUAAUUAUGUUAAUUCUUUAACAGAAAGGAAAUCUUCAAAAUGGGCACCAGCACUUCAUUUCUAUUAUAAAAUAAAAUUGGAAACAGUUUUAACCAAACACCAAUUUCUGUAACAGUUCAGGCCAAACUAGAUGUGAUGCUGUUCAUGCAGUUAGCAAGUGUGUGUGUGUGUGUGUGUGUGUGUGUGUGUGUGUGUGUAUAAAACCAAGUAAAAAGGAGCUAUGCUGAAGGGUAGACAAUUUAACCUUUUUCUUCCACCAUUGUCCUGAUCCAGAUCUCUCCUCCCAACCCCCAUAUUUGCAUUGGGAGAAGAGCUCCCACUUGCUCCAAAGGGAAUUGCCAAAGGGAAUUUUCUUCCCAGUGCAGAUAAGAACCAUGGGAUGGGGACAAUUAUUUAGGUGGGGAGCAUAGAGGGGCUAGAGAGUUGAAGACUCCCCCCCCCCAGCUGCCUUACAGUCCCAGUCCAAAUCACACACAUGCCAUAUGGCUACUAUUUGUGUUUGUACAAUUGCUACUUUCCUUAAUAAUGUAAUGUCUAGCUUGGCCUGAUCUCUACCAACCCAAUAUUCCUAAAAAGGUGUGUCUGCAGUAAAAAAAAUAGUAGUGAAAUUCUUCUGGCCCUAUCAAGCUUUUCAGUGUUCCUGUGUUCCAAUUAACAGGUCAAUACCUCACAGUGAAUAAUAUAAUGCAUUGUUGAAGAAGAAAAGGUACAAGUGAGGUUUCUUUCCAGUGACUCUGUGAAAGAGGUCAUUAAGAAAAUUCUUGUCUUGACAAUGUUCCUAAAUGGCACAUUCACACAUUACACACAGACACAAGCAUUUGUCUAUACAUAUAGAAGUGUUAUUGUUGAUUUGCAUAGCUUAACUACUUGUAUACUUGUUGAAUGUAACAUGUGAACAUCCCUACAAUAACAAUUGAUACUUCUUACAUUUCUAAAACCUUCAUAUACUGUGUGAAAGAACUUCUUUUAAGGCAUUAUAUUUAAUUGCCUUCUUGGGGGGUUGUUGCAAUAGGUGGAAGACAAUGUUUUCAGUGACUUCUGUGCAGAGAUUGGAGUAGACAAUAUUCGUGUAUAUGAAAAAGAACAUUUGCAAGAGCAGGAAGAAAUUGACAAGAAGAGGUAACUAUUCAGAAGUGAAUAGUAGUGAUGUUUUGUAACAUCAUUCUGUAAUCAGAAUUCCUCCGUUUUCUGUAAACAUACAUACUUAAUGUCUCUGUCCUAAGAUAUUGUUCAGCUAUCAUCAUAUGAUGAUUUUUAUUGUUAAAUUGAGGUCAGAACUAUGUUUGCAUAGAAUGCCCUCGCCAUUAUGCAUUUGCUACUCCUUGGGGAUGCAAGGACAUUGGGGGAGUGGAAUUGUCACUAGCUUUAUUCUUUUCCAAAGCUGUUUUUCCUAUCCUAUCCCUACCAAUAGGGAUGUUUGCAUGUAAUGUUUUUAUAUGUUGUUUCCUUAUUUACCCCUGAUUCCAAUACAUUUUGCUUCCUUGGUUGCUUCCCUUGGAUUGAAGAUUAGAUUGUAAGCUUUGGGGGAUCUCCACUGCAAAGCGCCAUGCAUUCUGAUGCCACUUUAUUGUUAUUAUUAAAUAAUAACUUCUUUUUACUUUGCAUUUAGAGGGCAGCCUAAAGCCUAAAGCCACAUGGACGCCCACCCCUCUGCAACUGAUCAGUUCAGCCUUUUAGCAAGUGUGAUCUGUCCCUCCCCUGGCAGUCUGCUGGGUAGAGAGAAAGAGGGGGCAAGAGAAAAAUAGGUGUGUCAGAAAUAGAGAGAGAAAGUGGGUGCCCCCCACACUUCUGACUCUGCCCCUGCCCACUCUUGACUUUGGCCCUCCCACAGUCAACACAGAUCCCUUGACAUUACUUCUGAGGGAUGUAAUGGCCCUUAACAGGAAAACAUUGCUGUCUCCAUCUUAACAUAUUACUGUAUUGUGUCUGUUCAGGUUUCAGUUUGAAAACCAGAAGACACGACUGAGUGCUCAGCUUGAGUAUAUUUGCAGCCUGGUAGACAAGGCGGUGAAGAAGAAUAACAUGUUAAAGGAGAAUAUUUGCAAAGAUGAAGCUUAUAUUAUUAGCCUGAAAAAGGUAACCAAUGGUUUGUUAGAAUAAUUUAUAUCCAGCUUUUCAAGUUUUCACUACAAUCAAGCAGUGCAUAAAAUUUCUUAAAGUAAUAUAAUAAUCAGAUUUGGUUACAGUCAUUUACUUCACAAAGAAAUUGGUUUAAUUAUUUUAGAAGACCUCCUUUUCUAGGCAUUUUGCACUAUGUGCACAUUGCAUGUCUAUAAUAUGAACAUAUAAAUGUAACUAAGAUUAAGGGGUGAGAUGGGAAUUAGGAGGGGAAAAUCCAUGUAGAUCAACCCAACACAGAGACUAUUAGAGUGUUCCAUCUCUACCAAUAGGUAUCUGACUAUCUUGUCUGGAUAAGAUUACCAUGAGGCUAUUAUACUUUAUAAAUACUUUUCGUACAUAGGAUGAGGAAAACUUUUUACAAAUGGUCGAGGAAGUUACGAUGGAACUGCAGCAGCUUAAGGAAAGGUGGAAUGUUAAUAAGGCUGAUGUUGCAGAAGCACAGAAUCAAGUUGAGGAAUCAAGGAAGGCAUUGCUAACUCUAAUAAGGUAAGUAAUGUUGUGUUUAGAAUAGUUAAGUGAUUUGUGGGGGAGGAACUCCAGAUAUCUGAAACUUCUCACACAAAUUUGUGUGAACAGGAACAUUUAAGUUGAGCAUUGUAUAUUUGCUAAGAUAGUACAAUACUGUACAACUGCUAUGACCUAGAUCCGAAGGGUUGUGAUGGAGAGGUUCUUUGUGUACAACAGGGUGUCUCCAGUACCAUCUUCAUUGCAGCCUGACAGGCCACUCAUGAAUUGGUGGGAACUUAGAUGCAGUCUCUGGUGCAGAGCAGGUUAAGAGAUCCAGAAGCCAAGGUGCACAUGUUCAGCUACGGUGCUCGUUGGAUCACAGCAACAGGGUGGCUUUGGAUGGUAAAAAAGUGGCAAGAGCAGAUGUGUAAAUGACUUGGAUACAAAACUGUUUCUAUCUUUGAAAGAGGGCAUGCAAAUCUUUCCCAGUUACUUGUGUCUGCUUACACAUGUCACUGAAAUCAAGCAAGCAAGCAAGCUGAAUUUGAUGGGGAAGUAAUUGAUUUCUAGAAUGGACUGAGAUACUUUGUAUUUGGGCUAGAAACUUAAGCUUGAAGUGUGGUUCAAAAGUACUAUCUCAUGUGUUUCUCAACCCAGGUAUUGUCUAAAUUAAUAAUAUAAUAUACAAACUAUUCUUAUAUAAAUUUUAUACCUCCAGUAGCUGAAAUAUCAGUGUUAUGUUUUCUGUGUUCUUGCUUUUUGGUGGCAGAGAGUUGGCAAAGUUGCAAAAGGAAGGUAUUGCAAUCGAGACCUCUCUGGAGCAGAAAAAGUUAGAAAGGCAUAAUACCUUUCUUGAUUGCAAACUCCAGGACUUAAAGAUAGGACUUCUGUUGGGAUCUUUGGAUGACAUUAGUGAAAUAGAGGUAGGUUUUGUGGCAUAUUAAAUAAUUUAAUACAGUUGUGGAGUUUGUACAUAAAUAAGGUCUGCCAGACCUCGAUCUAACUAGAGUGGUGUUUUCCAAACUUGGGUCUCCAGCCUUUUUUUGACCACAGCUCCCAUCAUCCCUAGCUAGCAGGACCAGUGGUCAGAGAUGAUGGGAACUGUGGUCCGAAAACAUCUGGAGGGCCGAAUUUGGGAAACACUGAACUAGAGUUUUAUCUGGUGGCAAGUACCAAAUUUUUAGAAGAGCUAACACUGAGAGAGCACAGAGAGAACCAGAACUGCAAAGAUGUCAUCCCGAUGGGUGUUUCCCCCCCGAAUCCAAUGCUAUUUUAUUCAGAUGCUAGGAUGUAUAUUUAACAAUUGAUGCUCCUGCCCUUCAAAAAGGGCAAAUGUGUAGAAAUAUAUGAAGAGGAGGCUGGAUAAAAUUGAGGCACCACUGGUUUUCAUGAAGAAGUAAACAGUACCUUAACCAUAAGUAGAAAGAUGGGAGAGGAGAGAGAAGCAAAUGAUGCUGCUGCUGCUGUUUUGGGUUUUUCAGUUUUAAGUAUUAUGUAUCUCCAUUAAUUUUGCUGGCUGUUUGUUACAGCUGGGAUCUGAUACUGAAACUACAGAAAUGACGGCUGAUAUCUAUGAAAGAGAAGAGGCAAUUCAUGUAGACUAUAGCAAUCUUGCAAAAGAGCUAAUGGUAAGAGAAGAUCUCCAUUUUAAUAUUGUUCAUGAAAGCAUGUUUUCAUGAGCUUGGUUCCACAGUUUAUUUUCCGUUUGCCUAGCUAAUGUGGUUAAAAGGAACAUCUGGCUACCAUGAUUCCUUAGAUAUUCUCUGCCGCAUGCAACUUGUUCCGUAAGCAGGACUGCAAUCAAUCACCCCAGAGACUAUCCAUCCUGUGGUGUGCAGGACCACUGAACCGGUUCCUGCUGCUUUUAACCACGGAGGGAAUCUUUCAUGGACGCCCAUUGAAGCUUCCCUCCCACAGACAGAAGCAGCUUCAGGGAGAAGGGUGGUUUUCAUCAGCAUGUGGGGGACAUUCUCCCACAGCUUGUGCAGUCUGCACUUCAUAGCACAGCUACCUGUUGUGAUAAGUGCUUCUGCAUUUCAUAAGUUUUUGAUGAGGAAAAAAUGGGGAGAAUUAUGUAUGCCACCUUGAGCUCCUUGGAGGAAAGGCGGGAUAUUAAUAAGACAGAAUAAGACAGAAAAGAAAAGAAAUUAGUUCUGCAUUCAUUCUGCAUUACAGACACUGCACACUGUGUUGAGACUAUUGUUGUUUGUAGGUAUUCACAGCUAUAUUGGCUGUGAAUUGCUUGUUUGUUGUUCAUUAUGGUGAGCUUUGAGUGGUUUGGGUUAUUGUUUUUUCCUGACAGUAUUUUAAUUUUUUCUUCACACAUCUCCUCACAUCCGCUUGGCUACUUGGCCCAGUGGUUUGGUGUUUUGUUUGUUUCCUGGCCCCUCAGCUUCCCCACCUGAAGUGAAUCCCCGAGUUUAAUUUUAUUCAGUGGUAGUUGUGGUAUGUGAGCAAAUGUCUUCAGUCUCUUCCCCACACCUGCUCUCCUAAGCCACAGCAGUUCCUUUUCUUCUCUUAGUAGCUUUUGCACCCAGACCUUUCCUGAAAGCCUUUUUAAAACAUGUUUUUCGUUCUAGUGUGUUUUCCCUAUUGUGUCAGUAAAAGGUAAAGGUAAAGGUACCCCUGCCCAUACGGGCCAGUCGUGACCGACUCUGGGGUUGUGCGCCCAUCUCGCCUAAGAGGCCGGGGGCCAGCGCUGUCCGGAGACACUUCCGGGUCACGUGGCCAGCGUGACAAGCUGCAUCUGGCGAGCCAGCACCAGCACAGCACACGGAAAUGCCGUUUACCUUCCCGCUAUAAAGCGGUACCUAUUUAUCUACUUGCACUUAAGAGUGCUUUCGAACUGCUAGGUGGGCAGGAGCUGGGACCGAACGACGAGAGCUCACCCCGCCGCAGGGAUUCGAUAUUGUGUCAGUACCAGUACCUUAAAAAUCAUACUUCCUAAACUCUGCCGUUCCUGCUUGUGGGUGAUAGAUGGCAGUAUCCAUCUGAUGGACUGUGUAUGCUCUAAGAAGGUCAAUCUGAGUCCAUAAGGCCACGAGGAAUAAGCAUGGCACUUGCAGCCCCACAGGGACAAUCAAAAUGUUGCAACUGCAGCAAGUUCCUCUGGUGUGGACAUUACCCUCCCCCCUCCUUGUCUUUUCUUUUAAGACUUUGAGGCAAUUUUAAUAACCCAAUACCAUUAUUCAUUGUUUUUAUAUUUCUUUAUUUCAUUUUACAUCUAGGACUUGCGCUCCGACAAAGAUAUUGAAACUCACCUAACAAAACUUCAGCAGGAAAUAGCAUCUAGAGAAAAUGUUCUAUCAAAAACAGCAGCACCGAAUAUGAGAGCUCUUGAGAGAUUACAUGUUGUUACAGGCAGAUUUCAAGAAUCGGUUGAUGGUAAUAUUGAACUUUUUUAAUUAGUAAAAUUUUAAUUAAUAAAAUUAAUAAUAAAAUUAACCUUUUUAAUUAGUAAAAUUAAUAAUAAAAUGAUUCUGUGAUUCUGAUAGUAGUAGUGAGAAAGGUGUUUUUGUAAACCCAGAUUGCUUGGGUGCCCUUGUGGCUGUUUGAUCGCCCCACAACGCACUUCCAUCCUAAUUUAUUACGCUAUUGCAAGUCUUUCAAAAUGUCCUAGCAGUUGACAGGAAAGAGGCGAACACAUGUCUUAGAUUAAAAAUCAGCCACAACUUUUAUUUAUUGUUUGCCAUCAAUAAGUAGUUGAGAUAAAAUAUUUGAAAGGUGGGUAGGAGGCCUCCUCUCCCCUUCCUUCUCUGCCCUCCCCCCCCCCCCCCAGGAGAAGUGACUUGGCUGUUUGUCCUGCUGGACUAUCUGUUGGGGCCUUUUUCCCCUGGUGAAGCCCUAUACUUGAGCAUAUGGUUAGGUUAUGAGCAGGCCCCUUCAGCACAUGCUCCUGUUGGGAUACUGCCAGGGAGACAAAGGCCAUCAUGCCCCAUGCCGUCUCCGGACGAUCCAGCGAUCUCUCGUAGAAACGCAGUAUCAGUUAAUUAGUGACAUGAGCCCCAGAAAUAGCUUCCCACAUUCCAGAGCUCUUGCACGCUCUAUCAGCAGAGUUCGCACAGCGAAAGAUGCACGCAGGAGAGCAUUAUUUACAAUUUUAUUCAGCGUUGGUCAGAACAAAGAAAACAUGACUGCCUGCGUUGAUGUCUCAGGCACAGAGAGAGAAACGAAAGCAGUAGACAAACAGAAACAUCCUGUGAACAGGAAAUACGCAGACUCUGUGACUCACAAAGCCUGCUCCCUUUUAAGGUGGAACGGAAAUAUCCUAACAGCUCCCAACCCUGCUGGGCAGUCCCCAACCCAUCCCCUAUGGACCUUACUGUUCUGCCUGGCAAGUUGUCACCAUUAUUUGCAUCAAGCAAGGACACCACUUUCUUUACAUUAGUAAAGAAACAAUUUGAAUGCGCUAUAAACAUGCAACACCAGAUGGCGCCAGAGAGCAGGAAAUCUUUAUAUGCAUUUUUCUAAAGGGUUUUUUAUUUUAUUUUGUUGUAACGAUCUAAUUUCUUACUUAUUUAUAGCAUUUUUUUCUGUGUGUAGAUCCACCACAAGAUCCCUUAGGCAAUAUUCCAAGAAAGUAAUCGUCGUUGGCCUCCCCCCACCCCCUUUCUUUAGAUACCACUUUAGGGACCUGAAAACAGCUCUUGGUUACAACAUUUAAAAACUUCCAAAUAGUUUUAAAAAAACAUUAUAAUCACAAAAGCAUGGUGGCUCCUAAAAAUAUACACCUCAGGUGUCAGAAGUCCGAGUAAUAUAGGCCUUGCCUGAAAUGUUUCUCAACCCUCACAAAAUCCCUUUCCUUGUAAGAUACUCUUCUUUGUCCCUCCCGUGAUGACUCAAAGCUUCCAUUCAUCCCAAGAGUUACCUGUCAGGCCCGCAAGGCUUGACAAACAUCCUGGGCACUGCACAUCCUGGUUGCCCCAAAGGGCUUGCGGGGCUGGGAGGACAGUGCUGCCUUCUCAGGCCCCACACCUCUCUCCCUCACUGGAACUUGCAGGUGAAGGGGCCCUAUGUCAGCAUCUAUGCUGCAAUGGCAAUUUUUGCAAGGAUGUUCAUUUUUAUUUGUCCCUUUAGGGCAAUAGAUGUAGAGGUACUGAAGAAAGAGAACAUCCUGGUAAAUCCAGUGUUCCAUCAAAAGAAUAGGAAUUUGCAAGGAUUUUUCUUUCUUUCCAUGAAAGUGUGAAGCAAUUUAAUUUUCCACCAUACACAGAUAGAUAAAUGGGCCGCAUAAGCUACAGUAAAGUUUGAGUUUAAAUAGCAGUGCAAACAUGUAAUGUUCACUGAGAACACUGUUUAAAUUGCAAGAACCUGGCCUUGUACAGCACAAACUUGUAUGUUGAGAAAAGUGGCUUUCUGUUGCAAAAGAAUAUCUGUAUAAAUACUGUUUUCUUGUGUUUGUUUACUGAAGUUGGUAGGAAAUUGUGGGUAGAAUCCAGCUGGUGACCUUCGCUCUCAUGGAGGGACUUUUGAUUCAGCGGAAAAGGGAGAAGGGUUGGUUUUUGCUAAUUCAUUCUUCCACCUGCCGCUCUCCACACCACCUUCAACCCUCUGCUGGAGAGUGACAACUUUCUGAAACGAAUUUGAGUAUGGCGUAAAUCACCUAUCUAUGUUCUUACAUUAGCAGAGGCAUCCACCAGAAAAAGCUCUUGCUUGAAUGCAAGGACAUUAAUUGGAUUCUACCCUAUAAAAUUAACUCCCAAUAUUUUAGUGAUAUGUUCUGUUAAAGCUAGUUCAAUUAUCCUUUUACAGUGUUUGAGACUUGUAGAACAGAAGCCAGAUUAUGUAGGCAAGAAUUUGAGAAGGUGAAGAAAAAGAGAUACGAGCUGUUCAGUCAGUGUUUUGAACAUGUGUCAGUAGCUAUAGAUCAGAUCUACAAGAAACUCUGCAGAAACAGUAGCGCUCAGGUUUGUAAUUUUUUCAGAUAUUUCAUUUAAUACUCUUUAACAUAGAAUCAUAGAAUCAUAGAGUUGGAAGAGACCACAUGGGCCAUCGAGUCCAACCCCCUGCCAAGCAGGAAACACCAUCAGAGCACUCCUGACAUAUGGUUGUCAAGCCUCUGCUUAAAGACCUCCAAAGAAGGAGACUCCACCACACUCCUUGGCAGCAAAUGCCACUGUCGAACAGCUCUUACUGUCAGGAAGUUCUUCCUAAUGUUUAGGUGGAAUCUGGAGCAGCAGAAAACAACCUUUCUCCCUCCUCUAUGUGACAUCCUUUUAUAUAUUUGAACAUGGCUAUCAUAUCACCCCUUAACCUCCUCUUCUCCAGGCUAAACAUGCCCAGCUCCCUUAGCCGUUCCUCAUAAGGCAUCGUUUCCAGGCCUUUGACCAUUAACAACAACAACAGUGAGUGUACUGGUUGUAAAUUAAGGCUAGAUUACUGGUCCAUCAGAAAACGAAUCAUUCAAGGAAUUCUUCUUAGUUUUUAAAACAGAAAUAUGGGCAACCAGAUUCAGGAUUCAAAAUAAAGUGAUUCAAGGCAAACAGGAAAGGGUCCAAUCCCUCUGCCUCCAUGACUUGGAAAUACAGAGUUAGCUGGGCAUGGGGAAACGACAGAGCUGGUGAAAGAUGACUUACCUGUGAAGCUGCAUCAAGGCUCCACAGUAGAAGAGUUUAUUUUGGGGGUGGGGAGUUUGUUCUGUGCAAAGUUGGCAUGCAGUUAUCAUGAAGGUUAGGUUAACUUGCCAUGCACAGAACUAGUGUGUUCUCAAGCUUUGUGCUCAUGGACACAGAAAGGAGCUCUGGCUUGUUUCCAAAGCAGCUUGUGAAUGAUUUUCUGUUGUUCUUUUCCAUCCAGUACAAAUACUGCUUUGGACUUUCACAUCUAGAUGCUCCCUGUUCUCCAAAUUUACUUUGAAGAAUGUUGUAUUGUUUGCAUCCGUAACUUGAAUAGGAUUGCAUUUUUGCCCAAAAUAAUAAUUUAAAUUGCAUUUCUGGAAACCAGUAUUUUUUUAGCAUUCACGAAAUCUGGAAUAGCCAGUAUGGUGUCCUCCUGAUGUUGCAGACAAGAACUCCUGUCGUCCCUGUUUGUCGUACCUGUUCGCUGUGGCUGAUAGUUGUUCACAGCAACUGGAGGUCACCAUGUUGACAAGCCCUGCAUUAAACUUUUUACAGAUAAAGCUAAUGCCCAUGUUUUGUUAUUAACUGAACAAGGAAGCUGGUAUCUUUCAGGCGUUUCUUAGUCCCGAAAAUCCUGAGGAGCCUUACUUGGAAGGUAUUGGCUAUAACUGUGUAGCUCCUGGAAAAAGAUUUAUGCCAAUGGACAACCUGUCAGGUGGUGAAAAAUCUGUUGCAGCUUUGGCUCUUGUGUUUGCAAUACACAGGUAAGAAAUACAUUGCACUUCAAAAAAGAAUAUGACACACGUAUCACAGUUUACACAACUGUGGUAUCGUUUUGGAGUCACUCCAUUCUUCAUAUAAUGUUGAGAUUCUACCUCUGGGAAUAUAUGGUGGACAAGAUGAGAAAGGAGAGCAACAUAUAUAAGCUUUCAGUUUGUUCUGGAAGUGUGGAAAGGCAAGAGAGGAUUUGGUCUGUUGUUGGUCCUGUGCUUAUGCUCCGAAGUUCUGGAAGUAAAUGUGGAAAGCUGUUGAUCACGUUUUUGUGGCCCUGUGUCAACACCCGGUUUCUAGGGGAUGUUCUUCCUAUAUUCAGUUCUGGCUCAAGCUCCAACCCAGAAAACCUGGUUCUCCAAUUUAUUUCGCUAGAUCAACAAGAGAUAGGCAACAUGGGGAGCAAUACACAAAUACAGUAGAUUUUCGUCUAGAAUGUGCCACUUUCUCCCAAGGUCCACCUAUUCCAAAGGAAGUCUGUCAGGGAUGCAGCAAGUGAGGGGGCUUCUUCCAGGUGCAGAAUUUGAGAGUGGUGCAGUAUUAAUACUCCUAAGGAACUGCAGCUUUUGCUACAAAGAUAACAAUCUAAGUUAGCCAUUAAGCACUUCCAUGCAAAUCAGUAUCCAAAUAAAUAAAAAUUAUACAAAGUAGCUCCUUCCUUGGGGCAAAAUUACUCUAUUUAGAAUUCAACAUGGGUUAGUGGUCAGAUGAGCACAAUUAUUUAAGGGAUAUAUAAAAUAACAGUGAGAAAGUUUACAUAAAUCAUUUACUGGUUCUUAUGGUAGUUGCCUUUUUUUCUUGCUGAUUGAAAUAAAUGAUUUAAAGUGCCUUUGAUGCUAUAUGGAGUAGAACUCUGGGGAUGGAAUCAGAAGCUGUUAGAACGGCUUGAAAUCUUCCAAAAUUUUUACCUCAGAAGAAUUCUAGGCCUCCCUCAGAGUACUCCGGCAGCUCUCCUAAGAGUGGAAGUAGGAUUACCUUCUGUGUCUGCCAGGGCCCACUUAAGAUUCCUGCGUUUUUUCACCAACCUCACAGAUGCCCCGAACACCUUAUUGGCUAAACAAGCCUUUGUAUUAUUACAAAAUAAUACUACUUGGCAUAAAAACCUACUAGAUAUCCUAUCCAGAUACAAUCUACCUGAGUUUAAUACCCUUAAAUUGUGGAGCCCUGAUAAAGUUCGGGAAUGGAUCUUUGAAAAAGACGCCUUUUGGACUCCACAAAGAUAAAAAACUCUGGGUUUUCCUACUGGUUUCCCGAGUAAAAGCAGUCAAAAUCUGUGCCAACUACUUGGUGGAGAUCACUGACCCCACCCUUCGGAGAGCUUUCACUAUGGCACGGUUUCAAACACUGCCAACUGCAUAUCUGACCGGUAGAUUCACAAAAACCCCAGUAGAACAUCGUUUAUGCCCUUGCCUUAUGAAAAUUAAAGAGGAUCUUACACAUUACCUCCUCUAUUGCCCCAUCUACUCGAGCUUUAGAGACGCAUUGCUGCAAAUUAUACCCAACUCUAUAACCAAUCCUGAAGAUAGAGUAAAAUUUUUGUUAGUUGAUGCAAACCCACGUAUUACCCAUGUGGUAGCGGUUUUUGUGAUGAAGGCCAUGAAAGCCAGGGAAAGACUUAUGGAUGACAAUGUAAAGACCCCUUCAUCGUCUGUUUAACUCGUUGCUCAUUUUCCCUCUCUUUCUAUUUUGUGGGAUGAAGGUUUUGUUGGCGUAGUAUGUAAUGAAUUUUAAUAUCUUUUAACUAUUGUUGUGUUAAUGUUUGUGUACAGGCAUGGUCCUCACAAUAAACGGAUUUGUUGUUGAUUUAAAGUGCCUUUAUUGAUAAGCCAAAAUCAGGUAGUAGGAAAUGUAUUUAAAUUAUUGUGUUUGUCUUUUAUAUUGUUUCUUAGUUUGUUUCAUUAUGUAAUCUUUUAAUUUUUGUAAUUUCUAAUUAUUCUGGUCUUGUAAUUAAAAUAAAAAGGUUUGAGAACAAUGAAGUGCACUCCAGCUAUGUUCACACAAAGUUCAUUACUUCUCUUCUAUUGCUCGCUAAUUCUAUAGCUGAUAGUCAAUAGCUACCUCUUCUGUAAUGCUCAUAUUCGUUUUAAGAACGUAAUGCUGCCUUACCCCACAACAGGAGAAUUAUGUUGAAUGAAGUUUGUCUCCUACUUAUCUUCCAGGACUGCUACCAUGCUAGUUGUUUAGAAUGGAAUUGCCAUCCUUCUUACUCAUUCUUCAUAGUGAAAACAGACAGUAUGAUUGCCCACCCAGUGUUUUCUUUUUGUUUUUCAAAUAAAAUGCAAUUGCACCAUCAGUUUUUCCAGGGUAGACUGCAGUUCUCAGGGAGGAUACUGUUCCUUUAAUUAGAAGCUUCCUCUGCCUCUACUUCUUGUUCGGUGUAGAGUGGCAUUGGUAAUUAAUUGUUCCCUAAUUAGGAGAUUUCUGAUAGGUUUCAGGAUACCAUUCAGGCAGUUAUUUUCUGGCUUGACCUUAUAUUUUCUUUUUUCUAAAAUCACAAAAUACCGCUGUACUGGAAAGGGUCUAGUUAAAGUUCCAGGCUACCUCUGCUCAAUUCCCUUUUAGGUCUUGGCUAUGGAGGUGGGAAUUGCUAGAUAAUACAGCACUGUAUUAAGUGCUAUAAUAAUAUUAAUUUAUUAAAGUGCUACUUUUAAUUCCAUUCUAGCUUGAUACAGAAAAGUAAUACUGUCUUGUUUAGAUGGCAAUAUGGUAAAGAGAAGUAGAAAUAUAUUUCUAUAUUUCUGUACCACUGGCAUAUUAUAAGGUGGGGGAGGCUGUAUACUAUAUGGCACACUUGUUUUAAAUUCUGAAUUUGUGGGGGAUUUUGGCUAUAUAUUAAGAAAAAGUAAAAAGAAGUCUUGAAAUUCAGAAUAUGCAGUCAUUAAAGUAGAAAGCAGGUGGUGGCAGGUGCACACUCCAUUGGUGAAAUUGUUUCUGUUACUCUUAUAGGUACAAUUGGACUAAUUUACAUUCCAUUAAUAAUUGUGCUUGCUUUGUUGUUUCAGCUUUAGGCCUGCCCCCUUUUUUGUUUUGGAUGAAGUAGAUGCAGCACUAGAUAACACAAACAUUGGCAAGGUAAGCUAUCAGUCUCUCUUUCUUACCAAUAGAAAAACAACAUUCCAUCUCAGAAACGUGCUUUUUCUUUUUAUAUAUGAAAACAAUAUUUUUAAGCAGGGGCAAAGAGUAAAUAGCAAGCAAACCCUUUAUUAAAGAGAUUACACUGGAUAUACUGCAUAUAUUAGACCUAUUUGAAAUGGAAGGAAGUUAAUUGCAUCUCAUGCUAAUUCCCUGUUAAAGGCAGUUUUGAUUGGUCACUUAAUAAUCUUUCCAUGCUUACCCAAUGCAUCUUAAGAUUUACUAGUACUUUCCAGCCACAAGAACUGUUAGUUCUUGAAAGCCACUGUUCAUUGGGAUCUCAGGACUCCAGAAAUUGUCAGUGAGUAGACAUGCAUUUGCCUAGGGACCAAGGCAGGUGUGAAGAACCUCCAGGCCACAGACCUAACCCAGCCCACUAGGUCAUUUUGACAAGCCCUGCCCAUGUAAAGGGAGGUAGAGGCAGGGCUUGGGGACGGGGCUUUGUAGCACGUCUUGUUCAGCUGGUUGUCUGGCACUUGGGAUGUACGGUGCAAGGGCUUUGCAGGCUCCUUUGGAAAGGAACCUGCAACCUUCCACAAUUUUUUGACAGUAUUAAUCAAAUCUCUGCUGUAGCCCUAUUAGCACUUGAGGGUUUUAAUUAAGAUCCCCGAAUAGAUAAUAAAACUAUCUAUUAUAAUGAGGACCCUCCCAUGAUUUCUUCUGCACUUAUUUGUUAAGCAACUUCUUACAAUUCCUCCAAGCCAUAAUGGUGUGGGUUUUUACAAAUAAAAUACUGUCUUAGUGAGUAGAGAUAUAUUACAUGAGGAAUUUUUAUUCCAAGCAGAUCCUCUAUUGUUUUUUAUAGCAUAGUCUUGUAUUUGAGAUGUCUUGACAACAGUAUGCUUACCCAUUCUAUAAAGCAAGUUUCUUUUCUAAUCAUUGUAUUUCUGCAUGUAUCUAACAACCUCCUUUUUUUCUUCUCAAAAAGAUAUCAAGCUUCAUUAAAGAGCAGGCCCAAGAAAAGUUUCAGAUUAUCGUUAUUUCUCUAAAGGAAGAGUUUUAUUCUGAAGCAGAUGCUUUAGUUGGAGUCUGGCCUGAGGUAUAUAUAUGCACACAUGCACACAAAACACACUCUUGAGUGAUAGUUUCCGCACCCUAAGUGUUUCAUAGAGAAAACAGAAACAGAAUAUGGCUACACUUCUAUAGAAUCAAAUCCCUGGUGAUUUUAAAGGGUUGGGUGGCAGAAAUGCAAAGAAACCAAACACCUACAGCUGCAUCAUUAUGGCCUGGUGUGCUGUGAUAACUCUUGAUCAUUUCUCUCCUUAGCAAGAAGAUACUAUCCACAGUCAAGUGCUGAGCCUGGAUCUUACUCUGUAUCGAGAGUCUGAUGAUGAAAAUGAAAGGCAACCGAAAGGCAGAAAGAGCUCUGCGUUGAGAUAUGCUAUAAAGUGAAUUUGUGGCUGUGGGCUUUUGUUUAACCACGGUGUGACAGGUUUGAAUGUUACUGAUUAGAAUUCAGUAUAAAACUAAAUUCACAUAUAUUUAAUGUGAGAAUUGGUUGUUUAGCAUUAUAUUAAUAUGCUUAUUCUCUGUGGAAGUUUAAGUGCUAAAAUUUGCACUAGCUGUGACCCUAGUUAGACAUUAGAUACAGUUUCCCGAUGUCUCUAUCAAAAAGAAAAGCUGCUGGAGGGGCAGAUGGGAUUGAAUGUGGAAAUAGUAUUAAUUAUUUCCCCACCAUUCUAUCCCGUUCCCACCCCCCCACUUUAACUUCGCCACUACCUCGAGAGGUUUCAGAUACAAGAGCAAACACGUGAAAAGUCAUGGGGGUGCAAUCUGGAAUGGAAGAAUGAGUAGGUAAACACACCCUAUUAGCCACUCCUCACCUCAAAGCUUGAUUUUCCCUCCAGCAGUGUGUUCCUGUUUAAAACAGGGUCAUGACACACAACUACAUGUAACAUCUGUACUGGCCUGAGUUAUAGUUGAAGUUCCACGCUUUUUUUGGUGUUUUUGAGCUGAUUGUUAUCCUUGGUAAAAGAAAGACUGGGGACCAGUGACAUUAACUAAUAAAAAGCAUAUAUAGACAACUAGAACCACUGACACUGGUCAGUGAAGAUUAUUAUGCAACAGUUUCUUACACAAAAUAUUUCUUAGUGUUUCCAUUAAAUUUGUUUUGCUUGCAUUUAUAUUUGAAAGUUGCUAAAUAAACUAUUCAAUGUUUAGUUUCUAAUU